AUGGAUGAAGAUGGGCUUGAAUUGCAGCCACAUGAGCCAAAUGCAUUUUUUGAUCCAACAGGAGCUGAUGCAGGACAUAUGGACGGAGAUCAGAUUGUUGUGGAAGUACAGGAAACAGUAUUUGUUUCAGAUGUAGUCGACUCAGAUAUAACCGUGCAUAAUUUUGUUCCUGAUGAUCCAGAUUCUGUAGUAAUCCAAGAUGUCAUUGAGGAUGUUGUUAUCGAGGAUGUUCAGUGCCCAGAUAUCAUGGAGGAGCCAGAUGUAUCUGAAACUGUCAUUAUUCCUGAACAAGUGCUGGACACAGACGUAGCCGAAGAGGUUUCUUUGGCUCAUUGCACUGUCCCAGAUGAUGUUUUAGCUUCUGACAUAACAGCAGAAGCAAUGUCUAUACCAGAACAUGUACUGACAAGUGAGUCAAUGCAUGUACCUGAAGUUGGACAUGUAGAACAUGUAGUUCAUGAUAAUGUUGAAGAAGCAGAUAUUGUCACUGAUACUCUGGGAACAGAUGUUGUUUCUGAAGAAGUCUUGGUGGCAGACUGUGCAUCAGAGGCAGUGAUCGAUGCCAAUGGAAUCCCUGUGGAACAUCAAGAUGAGAAGGGCAACUGUGAAGAUUACCUUAUGAUUUCCUUGGAUGAUGCUGGUAAGAUAGAACACGAAGGUUCUGCUGAAAUUACCAUGGAAGCAGAGUCAGAAAGUGGCUCUUGUAAAGUGGAUGGCAUUUGUCCAGAAGUCAUCAAGGUCUAUAUAUUCAAAGCAGAUCCUGGAGAAGAUGAUUUAGGGGGCACAGUAGACAUUGUGGAGAGUGAGCCAGAGAAUGACCACGCAGUUGGAUUACUUGAUCAAAAUAGCAGUAUUCGUAUUCCAAGGGAGAAAAUGGUUUACAUGACUGUAAAUGAUUCUCAGCAUGAAGAUGAAGACUUAAAUGUUGCAGAAAUAGCUGAUGAGGUUUAUAUGGAAGUGAUUGUAGGAGAGGAGGAUGCAGCAGUGGCCCAUGAACAGCAAAUUGAUGACACUGAAAUUAAAACUUUCAUGCCCAUAGCUUGGGCAGCAGCUUAUGGUAAUAAUAAUGAUGGCAUUGAAAGUCGGAAUGGCACUGCAAGUGCUCUUUUGCACAUAGAUGAGUCAGCUGGACUUGGGAGACUGGCUAAGCAAAAACCAAAGAAGAAAAGGAGACCUGAGUCCAGGCAGUAUCAAACAGCAAUAAUCAUUGGCCCUGAUGGUCAUCCGUUGACAGUCUACCCCUGCAUGAUUUGUGGAAAGAAAUUUAAAUCUAGAGGUUUCUUGAAAAGGCACAUGAAAAACCACCCGGAGCACCUUCUUACUAAGAAGAAAUACAGAUGCACAGACUGUGAUUACACUACAAAUAAAAAAAUAAGUUUACAUAACCACUUGGAGAGUCAUAAGCUGACCAACAAAACAGAAAAGCUUAUUGAGUGCGAUGAGUGUGGGAAAAGCUUCUCUCAUGCAGGAACUUUAUUUACUCACAAGAUGGUGCACAGGGACAAAGGAGUUAAUAAAAUGCACAAGUGCAAAUUCUGCGAUUAUGAGACAGCAGAACAAGGGUUACUGAGUCAUCACCUUUUAGCUGUCCACAGCAAGAACUUUCCUCAUAUUUGUGUGGAGUGUGGCAAAGGAUUUCGCCAUCCGUCAGAGCUCAAGAAGCACAUGCGAAUCCACACUGGUGAAAAACCCUACCAGUGCCAAUAUUGUGAAUACCGAUCUGCCGACUCUUCUAACUUGAAAACUCAUGUAAAGACUAAACACAGUAAGGAAACGCCAUUCAAGUGCGAUAUUUGUUUCCAGACUUUUUCAGAUACCAAAGAGCUACAGCAGCAUACGCUUAUGCAUCAAGAAAGUAAAACACAUCAGUGUUUGCAUUGUGACCAUAAGAGCUCAAACUCGAGUGAUCUGAAACGACACAUAAUUUCAGUCCACACAAAAGACUAUCCUCAUAAGUGCGAUAUGUGUGAUAAAGGUUUUCAUAGGCCUUCGGAACUGAAAAAACAUGUGGCGGCUCACAAGGGUAAAAAGUUGCACCAGUGCAGACAUUGUGACUUUAAGAUUGCAGAUCCGUUCAUUCUGAGUCGCCACAUACUCUCAGUUCACACAAAGGAUCUUCCAUUCAGGUGCAAGAGAUGUAGAAAGGGCUUUAGGCAACAAAACGAGCUGAAAAAACACAUGAAAACACACAGUGGCAGGAAAGUUUAUCAAUGUGAGUACUGUGAGUAUAGCACUACAGACGCCUCAGGCUUCAAACGGCAUGUUAUUUCCAUUCACACAAAAGACUACCCUCACCGUUGUGAGUAUUGCAAGAAAGGUUUCCGAAGGCCCUCAGAGAAGAACCAGCACAUUAUGCGGCAUCAUAAAGAUGUUGGGCUGCCUUAAAGUCUCUUUCACAGACUUAUGGCUGGAAUUAUAAAGGAAUUUUGCCUUUCAGGCAGUUAGCUUAUUUUAAAGCCAAUCACCUGCGAUCACACACAAAAAAACCAACAAAAAAAAACAUACUGUGCGUUUGAUUUGUUGCUGUAUAAAAAUAGGAUUAUUGCUUCUAGUUGACUUUUAUACCUUUUGUUCAAUAGCGUGUUCUGAAUUCUAUUCAGUUUGUUUAAUAAAUGAAGAAAAGAUGGCAACAAUAAAGUUGCAUUUAAUAAAGUAAACCCUGUCUCUUACUGAGUUUUUCAACCGUAAUAGUUCAUUUAAGUAUAUUUAUCUUACUGACCUCGUUGAUACUCACAGUGUCCAUGUUAAUGCAGUUUUGUCGUGAAUUUUAAAAAUAUGAAAUUUCUCUUGAUAAAAUUGUCAGAGGUGUGUAUGAAAUGGGGAAUUGUGAUGCUGAAGAUAAAGUCGCUAGGGUCCAUCUGAUUGUCUUGUUUUGACUAUACAGACUUUGUGGCAGGUUAACUAUUUUCCAUUUGAGGAGUUACACAUAUAACUAUUGCGGAAAACUAUUCUGCAUUUUAAUUCAGGUUUCAAACGUAAAAAUUUUUAAAAAGUGGUUUGGGGCAUUUGUGUUAUCUUUCUUUGGCAAAUUUGAAAGUAUGCUCAAAUAUUCUGUUAUUGUUCUGUGCUUCUUUGUCUUUGAAAGGUUUUGCCUGUUACGAAAUGAGUUGGGUUUUUUUCAAUUUACUGCUGUCUUAAUGUUGGGAACAUAAAAUACUAUUGUUCCAUUUGCAGAGUUAAUAGAUCACAACUGUCUGUACGUGCUGGUAAACGUACCUCAAACUUAAUGCUUUUGUGUAUAUUAGUAUUUCUUUGAAGGAACAGUUUGCGGUUCAAGUCACAUUUUUAUUGUGAAUUGUUUAAAAUUUAAGACCAAGAGGUGCCUCAAUUUUGGAAAUGAGAGAUUUACAGUGAGAGCUUCAGAGGGGAUGGAGCGGAGCAGAUGCAUUCAUAAGGAGUAGAGAUGUUUUAAUGUAGAUAU
This is a messenger RNA of Gavia stellata (red-throated loon), 3421 nucleotides long. It is a transcript of the gene ZFX, whose product is annotated as zinc finger protein X-linked. Gene Ontology annotation, molecular function: DNA-binding transcription factor activity, RNA polymerase II-specific; RNA polymerase II cis-regulatory region sequence-specific DNA binding; metal ion binding. Lineage: Eukaryota; Metazoa; Chordata; Aves; Gaviiformes; Gaviidae. The record is from RefSeq and is a predicted model, not a curated record. The transcript is spliced from 7 exons. The coding region runs from base 1 to 2385 and encodes 794 amino acids. Gene Ontology annotation, cellular component: nucleus. Gene Ontology annotation, biological process: regulation of DNA-templated transcription.